AUGGCAAACUUUUUAGAAGUCGCGCAGCAAUUCACCCAGUUCUACUACAACCAGUUCGAUCAGGACAGGAAGCAGUUGGUUCCUCUCUAUCGUGAAAACUCCAUGUUGACCUUCGAGUCGGCCUCGGUACAAGGCGCAACUGGUAUUGUGGAGAAACUCGCAGGACUGCCCUUUGCGAAGGUACAACAUAAGGUCGCGACCCUCGAUGCGCAACCCAGUGGAGAGUCCCAAGGCAUUCUGAUUCUUGUAACUGGUGCCCUCCUGGUCGAUGAGGAACAGAGACCCAUGAGCUACAGCCAGACAUUCCAGCUCCUUCCCGAUGGUGCUGGCAGCUUCUACAUCUUCAACGACAUCUUCAAGCUGGUUUACGGAUGA
Lachnellula hyalina is the source of this 375-nucleotide messenger RNA. It is a transcript of the gene ntf2, whose product is annotated as Nuclear transport factor. The record is from RefSeq and is a predicted model, not a curated record. Gene Ontology annotation, cellular component: nuclear pore central transport channel. The transcript has 6 exons. The coding region runs from base 1 to 375 and encodes 124 amino acids. Gene Ontology annotation, biological process: protein import into nucleus. NCBI's taxonomy places the organism in Eukaryota, Fungi, Ascomycota, Leotiomycetes, Helotiales, Lachnaceae.